AUGGAGAAGGCUAUUUUAACUGAUAAGAAAAAUCAUGUUCCAAUGUAUCAAAAGGCCAAUAUCCUAAUGAGCUUGGAAAAUUUUGAUGAGGCUCUGGAAGUCUUAGAGGAUAUUAAAGAGUAUGCUCCCUGCGAAAGUUGUGUACAUGCUUUAAUGGGAAUGAUCUAUAAAAGGAGUAACAUGCAUGAGACAACAAUGUUUCAUUAUGGUAUUGCUUUGGAUUUGAAACCUUCUGCAACAGAUGUUGCUGCUAUUAAGGCUGCCGUUGAGAAAUUACAUGUAUCAAAUGAGAUGGGUGACAACUUUUAG
Molecule: messenger RNA, 309 nt
Organism: Lathyrus sativus (Indian pea)
Lineage: Eukaryota; Viridiplantae; Streptophyta; Magnoliopsida; Fabales; Fabaceae
Source: the annotation of a GenBank genome assembly